This is a messenger RNA of Meloidogyne enterolobii, 356 nucleotides long. NCBI's taxonomy places the organism in Eukaryota, Metazoa, Nematoda, Chromadorea, Rhabditida, Meloidogynidae. The record is from the annotation of a GenBank genome assembly.
UAUCUGGCUAUAUAUAUAAUGUAUUAUUUAAUGAAAUGUCUGAUAAAUGUCAAAAGCUAACAUCCAAUAUUUCAGAAGCUAAAUUAGAUGCAAAAACUAAGAGAAUAGAAAAACAAUUGAAUAGUAGAAGCGAAGUUAUUAUUAGAGGAAAAACACCAGAUAUAUUCAGAGAAAAUAUUACCAUUAAUUUUCUUCAUGCGGCUAUUAAAUGGAAUGAAACAUGUUUGGUUUUAAAUAAUUUAAUCAUUUUCUUUCUCAGAUCUUUGUAUAACGGUAUCACGACUAUCAUUAAAAUACAUAAGUAUAUAAAUGACCAUAGCCCUAUAUCUGAUUACUUAAUGGGGAUCUAUGAUUGA